CUAUUGCAGCUUAACGUCGAGUUGCCACGGGCGAUGACUCUUACUGCGGGCGAACAACAGUACGUGACUGGGAAUAGACUACAAUCCAGGGGGCGCGUACGGGCACUUACUGACUAGGUAGGUAUUAUCCCCUCCCAGUACGAUGCUGAUCCUGACCCCGGCGUGGCUGGUGAAACGGACGAUCGCAACUGCAGAAAUAUCGGCCUUCCCUUGAACCUACUUUCUGUGUAUGUACUUACCGUAAGCACGCAUUCCGCUCUUGCGGCGAGGAUGCGCAGCAGGUAUGGGAGAGAGUACGAGUACAUAAACCAGACCUGGGCGCCAUGCUUUUGUGUCUCUACUUCUUCCAGAAUCCAGACUACAUACAACCCGCCGAGCAUUUCCACUCCCGACGUCUACCUUCGCCUACCAACCAUGCAAUUCACCUUCACUUCCCUUGUCGUUGCCGCCCUCGUCGGGCUGAGCUCCUGCGCGGACCCGACCACAACACUCAGCCCGGCGCAGCAAUCCGCCAUGUCGGCAGCCUCGCAGCGUAUCCAAACGGGGUACUCGACCGUGGCAGGAUACAACGGGUUCGUGACGGCCUACGAGACGUUCGUGAGCAAUUUCUGGGCGACACAGACCGUGAUACCCGGAUUGGAGACGACCGCGACUGCUACGACGUUCCCGUACGAGCAGGUGACCAAGCUGGCUAGGAAGCAGGAGGAGGCCAUCUUGGAUUUUGUCGCCACCCAGACGUACAUCACUGGCACCCCGAGGGAGAGCCUCGUCAAGGACUUUGAUACUGCCCUGCAGGUUCCUGGUGCGGCGAACGGGAGGGGGGCGCAAGCUGCGGGUGGCGUGGCGGCUGCGGCGGCGGUGGGCGUCGCGGCGGUGCUCGGUUGGGUGCUGUAGGGGAAGGGAGGCGUGGAUCCGCGCGUGCGACGCGGAUGGCGGGAGAGAUACGAUGUAAUGAAAAUGUUUGUUUGUUUAGGGAGCUGGCGUUGAAUGUAUGGAAGUGGUUGGUGGUUUGGAGACGAUUAUUCAACACCUGCUGUUUGGUACAUCUGGUGCACCAACUCUGGCAUGGUGUCUGCGAAAGAGCCGAGAGUCGCUGAUCCACAGCCGAAGCAGCACUACAUAUCGAAUCCAUCAUCAGUAACGUGAACCAUGUUGACGCA
Molecule: messenger RNA, 1160 nt
Organism: Tricharina praecox
Lineage: Eukaryota; Fungi; Ascomycota; Pezizomycetes; Pezizales; Pyronemataceae
Exons: 2
Coding region: 271-894 (207 amino acids)
Source: RefSeq, a predicted model, not a curated record